UUGUAUUAAUGUUUUAAUAAUACGAUUCAUUAGUAGUCGAUGCAAGUUUCAUUCACAAGAAUUACACUUAAGUUAGUGUAAUUGGAAAAGGGCAUGAUUUUUACUUAGGUAUUAAUUCAAUCAGCUACUUGAUGCAUCAUACAAAAGAAAAUGGCAGAUACAUCUUACAAGUUUAUGAAAAUCUAGGAUAUGAUCUUUUCAGAACCAAGGUUUUGCAUUUGCAGAAGGCCAUGAUAGAGUGUGUUAACGAUGUCAACACGAGGAUUAUCUUAUUAGCUGAAAAGUAAUUAAAUGACAAAUAGUCUGAUCUGUAUGUACUUUAUAGGUUGGAUGAAUUAACUGAGAGAUUGGAUCAAUAGAAAUAAUUGACACCAGAAUAAGCUAACGAUCUUUUGAUUACUUUCUGCAAAAACCUCCUCAUCACAGGUUCGAUUUCUUCAUUUAUUCUUAGGUCGUGUAACUUAUGAAUUUUUGGACAUUGCCCCUUAGAAUGUCUAUGUUCAUGAUAAUCGAUUUAUUAUAUCUAAUAUGGGAAUUUCCUAUAAAGGCUCUAAAUUUCAUAGACCAUACACUGCAAUCACAGAUAGUUUCUAUAAAGAGAAAACACUAACAAAUAUGAUCUAUACAUAUUCAUUUUAAGCUGGCUUAGUCGUUCUAUGCGCUAUUACUAAGAUUAAUUCAGCAGAAUUCUUUUUCGAAGAUGGCUAAUUGAAAACUAACUUAUUAUAAGAUGUUUUAAGAGCAUUCAAAGAAAAGUUGCCAGAGCCAUAAAAAGAAAAACUGAAGAAGAAGUUUCCUUCAUUAGCUAAAAUAGAGAAACCAUUCGAUGCUGAUAUAUCAAAAAUCUUACCCUUUCUGGUCUUAAUAUUAUCAAUGGAUCAAUAGAAAAGAUCCAUAUUUCCAUUGUUGAUAUGUCAUCCCGAAAAUCCACUUAAAGUGGAGAAUCCAUUCUUCCAACAAUCACUUGAUAUUGAAUAACAAUACGUUGGAUUUGGAAAAUUGGAUGGAACGGAAAUUAUCCCUGAAGGAUAUGGAUAUGGAAUGUUCGGGAAUGAAUAUCAUUAUGGUAUGUUCAAAAAUGGUACUUUAACAGAUGAUGGUACUGUUGAGAUUAAGAAAAAUAAUAGAAUUAUAUAUUUGCUCAAAAAUUUAGUGAUUUCGGAGAAAUACUAAUAGGCAAUAGCUGAGGUUAAUAAGUAUAUAUAUUGGGGGGAAUUUGAUAAUUAAUAAUAUAAACCAAAUGGAGAUGGCAUUUUGGUUAGUGUUUAUACGACAUAAAAGUACAUACCAAAAAAGAAACAGUCUGUUUGUUUUAUAGGAAAUCUUAAAAUGGGAAUUAAGGACAAUGGUCAAGAAUUUUAUAGAAAUAAAACUGAAUUUGAUGGAGAUUUCAAAAACAAUGAGCCUAUCAAAGGUACAAUAUCUUAUGGUCCAAAGCACAAAUUUGAAGGAAUCAUUAAGGAUUACCAAAGGAUAAAAGGUAUAUUGGUUUACAAUAAUAAAAUCUUUGAGGGAGAGUUUGAAAAUGAUAGAGUGAAGGCAGGAAAGUUAAAUUACCCAAAUGGAAGUUCAUAUGAGGGUUAAUUUAAGAAUGGAUUAAAAUGUAUGAAUUAUAAAUAGACUAGGUUGUUAGGAUGGUAAGUUCAUAUUUUAAACUAUCAAAUUAGAGUAUUCUGGAGGAUUUCUUGAUGAUAAGUUUCAUGGAAAGGGUAUAUUGACUAUAAUGGAUACAAAUGAAUAAUUGGAAGUUGAAUAUUUUAAGGGGAAAUGUUUAACAGAACUUCCAGAGGCUUUCAAGUCGCUAAUGGUGAAGAAAUAGCCGUUGGAAUAGAAAAAAUAGGAUGAAAAUAAGACAAAGAAGGACAAGUAGAAACAAAAUGAUGAUGAAGAAGUAGAAGAGGAUAUCUAGGACGAUCUUGGAGAUGAAGGAAAUGAAUUUGAUGAUGAAGGUUGAAUUUAUAAGAUUUAAUUU
Molecule: messenger RNA, 1972 nt
Organism: Paramecium octaurelia
Lineage: Eukaryota; Ciliophora; Oligohymenophorea; Peniculida; Parameciidae
Source: the annotation of a GenBank genome assembly